AUGCCUUUUCCAUACCAGAAAGUUGUCGUAAUUGGAGCGACGAGCGGCAUCGGCGAGGCGCUCGCGAGACGGUUGGUCGAGGAUGGCUCUUUCGUGAUCGCCGUGGGCCGACGCAAAGAGAAUCUAGAGGCGUUGGUGCAGCAAUAUGGCCCGGACAAGAUUCAUGCAGUGCCAUUCGAUAUCACACGACUCGAGGCGAUACCAACAUUUGCAGGCGACAUCGCAAGUGCCCACCCAGGUGUCGAUUGCGUAAUUUUAAAUUCUGGCAUCCAGCGGAAAACCGAUUUCAGUGACUUCGACUCCAUUGACGUGGACGUCCUCAGCCUUGAAUUGAACACAAACUAUAUUGCUCAGCUGGCACUAACGAAGGCAUUCUUACCGUUUUUGAUGAAGAAGGACACAGAAUCUGCGCUGAUAUAUGUGACUUCAGCACUGGGUCUUAUUCCCGUCCCACGCUGUGCCAACUAUUGUGCUUCCAAGGCUGCUUUACACCAAUUUAUCUUGUGUCUGCGUCAACAAUUGAAGAAAUCGAACAUCAAGGUGGUGGAGCUUUUGCCCCCAGCGGUUCAAACGGAGCUCCAUGAUGAGAAGCAUCAACCGGAUCUCAAAAAUGGUCGGGCAAUGGGUAUGCCGCUUGAUGAGUUCACUAACCAGUUCCAUUGGAACAGGCCCACCUCGUACAUUAAGGCCAGCAGUGCUUUGGACUAUUUCUCUGAAUCUUUCCCCCCCUCGCGUCUAAACACCGUCGAGAGCCAGUUACCAGACAAUAUUCACGAUGUGGUGCGUAAGCCUUUCCAGCAACAUCUUCUUCCGCGGCUGCUGACAGCCAACAGUGGCAUCUUUGGCUACAUCAAUUAUUUGGUCGAGAAGGACCGCAAGCUCAUUCUCGACACUCUGCUUAACGGUCUCUCCCGCCUCGAAUACAGAGGGUACGACUCCGCCGGUCUCGCAGUUGACGGUGACAAGAAGAAUGAGGUCUUUGCAUUCAAAGAAGUGGGCAAGGUGGCCAAGUUGAGAGAGAUGGUUGCCGAGUCUGGCAUCGACAUGACCAAGGUCUUUGAUUCUCAUGCUGGCAUUGCACACACUCGGUGGGCUACUCACGGCCAACCUUCGAGGGUCAAUUGCCAUCCACAUAGAUCGGAUCCCAAAUGGGAGUUUGCUGUUGUCCACAACGGCAUCAUCACGAACUACAAAGAACUCAAGGCUUUGCUGGAAGGGAAAGGCUUCAAGUUUGAGACGGACACCGACACGGAAUGCAUUGCCAAACUCGCCAAAUUCCUCUACGAUUCCCACCCUGACAUUGAUUUUACCACCCUCGGAAAGGCUGUCAUCAAAGAGCUUCAGGGAGCUUUUGGCCUGCUUAUGAAGUCGGUCCACUUCCCACACGAAGUCAUUGCCGCACGAAAAGGUUCCCCCUUGGUGGUGGGGGUCAAGACAGCCAAGAAGAUGAAGGUCGACUUUGUGGAUGUUGAAUACUCCGAAGAUGGUGGCGCUUUGUCGGCUGAAAGGGCAAACCAUAAUGUUGCUGUCAAGAAGUCUGCUGCUGGUCUCUUGUCUCCUGGUGGUCUCCUGGCACCCCCUGACAAGUCUCUCCUUCACCGUUCGCAGUCGCGCGCAUUCCUGUCGGACGAUGGCAUGCCUCAGCCCGCCGAAUUCUUCCUCUCUUCUGAUGCGUCCGCUCUCGUUGAGCACACAAAGAAGGUCCUGUACCUGGAGGAUGACGACAUUGCCCACAUUCAUGAGGGACAACUGAACAUUCAUCGAUUGACCAAGGAUGACGGCACUUCCAACGUGCGUGCCAUUCAGACGAUUGAGCUUGAGCUCCAGGAGAUCAUGAAGGGCAAGUUCGACCACUUUAUGCAGAAGGAAAUCUUCGAGCAGCCCGAAUCGGUCGUCAAUACCAUGCGUGGUCGUCUGGACGUCGCCAACAAGACUGUUACCCUCGGAGGUCUCAGACAGUACAUCAGCACCAUUCGCCGAUGCCGAAGAAUCAUUUUCAUCGCCUGCGGCACGAGCUAUCAUUCAUGCAUGGCCGUCCGUGGCGCUUUUGAAGAGCUGACGGAGAUUCCCAUUGCGGUUGAAUUGGCCUCUGAUUUCCUUGACAGGCAGGCACCUGUCUUCCGAGACGACACUUGUGUGUUCGUGUCACAAUCUGGUGAAACCGCCGAUUCGCUCAUGGCCCUUCGUUACUGCUUGGAGCGUGGGGCGCUGACCGUUGGCAUUGUCAACGUGGUCGGUUCUUCCAUUUCUAUGCUCACUCACUGCGGUGUCCACAUCAACGCUGGACCUGAGAUUGGUGUCGCCUCCACCAAGGCCUACACUUCCCAAUUUGUAGCUAUGAUCAUGUUUGCCUUGUCUCUCAGCGAGGAUCGUGCCUCCAAGGCGCAGCGCCGCCACGAGAUCAUUGAUGGUUUGGCGAAAGUCAGCGAUCAGUUCCGAGAGAUUCUCAAAUUGAAUGAUUCGAUCAAGGAGAUGUGCGCUAAAUUCUUGCAAAAUCAAAAGUCAUUGCUACUGCUCGGCCGAGGCAGCCAAUACUCCACUGCGCUCGAGGGUGCCUUGAAAAUCAAGGAAAUCUCAUACCUUCACUGUGAGGCGGUCAUGUCUGGAGAACUUAAGCAUGGAGUUCUGGCUCUUGUUGACGAGAAUCUCCCCAUCAUCAUGAUUUUGACUCGAGACGACAUCUUCGCCAAGUCAUUGAACGCCUACCAGCAAGUGAUUGCGCGAAAUGGACGCCCUAUCGUUAUUUGCAAUAUGGACGAUCCAGAAUUCCCGGCUUCCAAGACUGAGCGUAUCCAGGUGCCAAAGACCGUCGACUGCUUGCAAGGUCUGUUGAAUGUCAUUCCACUGCAAUUGAUUGCUUACUGGCUUGCGGUUGCCGAGGGAUUGAAUGUGGACUUCCCUCGUAAUUUGGCCAAGUCCGUCACCGUGGAGUAG
Rhinocladiella mackenziei CBS 650.93 is the source of this 2934-nucleotide messenger RNA. RefSeq names its product glutamine-fructose-6-phosphate transaminase (isomerizing). Gene Ontology annotation, molecular function: carbohydrate derivative binding; oxidoreductase activity; L-glutamine:D-fructose-6-phosphate transaminase (isomerizing) activity. The transcript is spliced from 6 exons. NCBI's taxonomy places the organism in Eukaryota, Fungi, Ascomycota, Eurotiomycetes, Chaetothyriales, Herpotrichiellaceae. The record is from RefSeq and is a predicted model, not a curated record. Bases 1 to 2934 code for a protein of 977 amino acids. Gene Ontology annotation, biological process: UDP-N-acetylglucosamine metabolic process; protein N-linked glycosylation; fructose 6-phosphate metabolic process.